Molecule: messenger RNA, 1081 nt
Organism: Chelonus insularis
Lineage: Eukaryota; Metazoa; Arthropoda; Insecta; Hymenoptera; Braconidae
Gene: Etfb
Product: Electron transfer flavoprotein beta subunit
Exons: 3
Coding region: 146-907 (253 amino acids)
Biological process (GO): fatty acid beta-oxidation using acyl-CoA dehydrogenase; amino acid catabolic process
Cellular component (GO): mitochondrion
Molecular function (GO): electron transfer activity
Source: RefSeq, a predicted model, not a curated record
UUGAUACUUUGAUAGAAAACUUGGACUUCUGAACUCUAAAGUGUUCCGAAAAGUAGUAAUACAUAAUAAGAUCAGUAUAUCCAGGUCUGCCUUGAGAUUUUUAGAUAAAAUAUUUGCAAAUAUUUUAUGAGAAAAAUAUUAUAAAAUGGCUAGAGUAUUAGUUGGAGUAAAAAGAGUUAUUGAUUAUGCAGUUAAGAUACGUGUGAAACCAGAUAAGACUGGUGUUGUAACAGACGGGGUUAAGCAUUCAAUGAACCCGUUUGAUGAAAUAGCCAUUGAGGAGGCUGUGAGGAUGAAAGAAAAAAAACUAGCCCAAGAAGUUAUAGCUAUAAGCUGUGGACCAGCUCAAGCUCAGGAAACUUUGAGAACUGCAUUGGCCAUGGGGGCAGACAGGGGAAUUCAUGUGGAAAUAUCAGGAUCUGAAUAUGAAACAUUACAACCCAUUCAUGUAUCUAAAAUAUUAGCUAAAUUAGCUAAAGAUGAAAAGGCAGAUCUUAUAAUAGUUGGAAAACAAGCGAUUGAUGAUGAUUGUAAUCAAACAGCUCAGAUGACUGCUGGGUUAUUAGACUGGCCUGCAGGCACAUUUUGCAGCAAAAUUGAACAUGGUCAAGGGGAACUAAUGAUAACUAGAGAAAUUGAUGGAGGUUUAGAAGUAAUUAAAGUAAAGACUCCAGCAGUUUUAAGUGCAGAUUUACGUUUAAAUGAGCCACGAUAUGCAACACUACCCAAUAUUAUGAAAGCCAAGAAAAAGCCAAUUAAAAAAUUAACUCCUAAAGAAUUAAAUGUAGAUACAACACCUCGGAUUGAAAUAAUAUCUGUAGAAGAUCCACCGGUAAGACAAGCAGGUUCAAUUGUACCUGAUGUAGAUACUCUUGUUGAAAAAUUAAAAGCAUCAGGUCAUGUAUGAGUGAUGCAUAGAAAAAAAUUAUUUAUCUCUAAUAUUUUUAAUAUUCAGAAAUGUUUAUUUGUACUGCAGAUUCGUUAACAUUUUUGUAAACUUUUUAAAGACAAUAUAAUAAUAUUGGAAUGUUCAAUAAACUUAUAUACGAAGAUAAAUAAUAUUCAUGCACAAUUAUAUACU